UGAGAUUCUCAUUUUUCAAGUCGAGUCUUUAGAGAUUAGAAUACUUCAGUUUGAGUCGAGCCGUUGCUGUAACAUACCAUCAUCUCGAAUUAAAUCCCAACAUGGAGGCGUGUGGGGCUCAGGUCGCAUGCUCUGCAGCGGGUGGCACGCCCGCGAAUAUGUUUGUACAGCUGAUACAAACGCUUUUGACGGCUCAAUGCAGCUUGGGUAAUGGCAUUUAUCCUCCGGACCGUUUGGAAGAGAUUGCGGCAUUUAACGGAGAAUUCGACUUCGUGAUUGUGGGCGGUGGAAGCGCCGGGUCCGUGCUGGCCAAUCGUUUGACCGAGAUAGAAGACUGGAAGGUAUUACUGAUCGAAGCUGGUGAGGAUCCGUCGACGCUCAGCGAGGUUCCCGGGGGGUUUUUACAGCUGCUACACACGCCGGUGGAUUAUUCCUACGACGUCGAACCUGAGAAAUUCGCCUGCCACGGUUACAGGAACAAGUUGUGCAAAUGGUCGAAGGGCAAGGCUCUUGGCGGCACCUCGGCGAUAAAUGCCAUGCUCUACGUUCACGGCAGCGACGAGGAUUAUAACGAAUGGUCUCGGUUGGGCAACGAGGGCUGGAGUUACGACCAAGUCCUGCCGUACUUUAAGAAAUCUCAAAGCUGCGGUCAUGCACAUAGCGACGAGUGGAGAAGCAAGUAUUGCGGUCCCGACGGACCGUUAAGUGUCAGGUAUUAUAACUAUAGCCAGCCAGAGGUACAGGAGAUGGUCAUGCGCGCCGCUCGUGAGGCGGGCGUGCCUACACUGGAUACCAUCAACGGUGACAGAUUUGUCGGGUACGGCAUAGCUCAAGGAACCUUGGACAAAGGUCGCAGAGUGAGCACUGCAAAAGCCUACCUGUCGCCGAUCAAGAACAGGAGUAAUCUCUACGUGAUCAAGUCGAGUCGCGCCGACGCUAUUCUCCUGGAUAAUACUCGAGCGGUCGGAGUACGCGUGACUUUGAAGGACGGGAGGUCGACCGAUGUGAAGGCCUCGAAGGAGGUGAUCCUGUCGGCCGGCAGCAUCGCCAGUCCACAAAUCCUGAUGCUCUCGGGCAUCGGGCCGAAGGAGCAUCUGCGCGAAAUGGGAAUACCUAGUGUCAUCGAUCUACCUGUCGGCAAAAAUCUUCAGGAUCACGUCUCGUGGUACGGCUUGUAUCUGACCUUCAAGAACCGGAGCGCGACACCGCCGUCGCCUACACACGGCCUGGACGUGACUUACGAUUAUUUACUGAACAAUCGAGGACCUCUGGCAACUUCCAUCAGUCACGAUCUCAUGGGUUUCAUCAACGUGCACGAUCCGAGCGCCAAGUAUCCCGACAUACAGAUUAUUCACUCUCACAUACCACAAUGGCACAUACCUUUAGUUAUCGAAUAUGUCAAUGGCUUUAACGUGGACACGGAGAUAGGACAAAAGAUAAUAGAGAUGGCAACAGAGGCGGAUCUGCUGCAAUGUUAUUCGAUUUUGCUGAAGCCGAAGAGUAUGGGUGAGAUACGGCUACGUAGCAAAAAUCCGGCGGACCCCGUUAGGAUAUACGCAAACUAUUUCACCGAGCAGGAAGAUUUGGAUACGAUGUUGAAAUCCUUGGACUUUCUAAAGAAGAUGCUCGACACUGAGACGUUCAGACGACACGAGGUGCAAUUGCAUCACCUGGACAUUUCCGAUUGCCGUCACACCAAACCCGAUUCCGAGGAAUACUGGAGGUGUAACCUGCAACAUAUGGCGUCUACGAUCUAUCAUCCUGUUGGAACAGCGAAGAUGGGUCCUAAGGGCGAUCCCACGGCCGUCGUGGAUCCACGACUCAAGGUUCAUGGAGUACAGGGAUUGAGGGUCAUCGAUGCAUCUAUUAUGCCGACAAUCACCGGUGGAAAUACGAAUGCGCCUACGAUAAUGAUAGCCGAAAAAGGCGCGGAUUUGAUCAAAGCGGACUGGGCGGUCACGGACGGCAAGAACGAGUUGUAGGAGGGAGAGGGGAGAGGGUUUGAUACUUGCGUUUAAAUAAGUGAGUGUACAACAACAGUUGUCUUAGUCGUAAAUUAAAGCACGCGCGGAAAAGUGUGAGUUUUCCGCAUAAAAUGAAUCUUGAAUCUUGAACUCUAAAGUGCUCUUUAUCGUCAGUUACUCUAUGAUAAUAAAAAGAGAUAUUACUAAAAAAAAAAA
Messenger RNA from Vollenhovia emeryi, 2180 nucleotides. RefSeq names its product glucose dehydrogenase [FAD, quinone]-like. The record is from RefSeq and is a predicted model, not a curated record. Lineage: Eukaryota; Metazoa; Arthropoda; Insecta; Hymenoptera; Formicidae. The transcript has 2 exons. Bases 102 to 1982 code for a protein of 626 amino acids. Gene Ontology annotation, molecular function: flavin adenine dinucleotide binding; ecdysone oxidase activity.